This is a messenger RNA of Botrytis cinerea B05.10, 1477 nucleotides long. RefSeq lists its product as hypothetical. Gene Ontology annotation, molecular function: nucleic acid binding. The transcript has 2 exons. NCBI's taxonomy places the organism in Eukaryota, Fungi, Ascomycota, Leotiomycetes, Helotiales, Sclerotiniaceae. The record is from RefSeq and is a predicted model, not a curated record. The coding region runs from base 384 to 1193 and encodes 269 amino acids.
GGCCGCUCUGCUACUUGUCAGUGAAAGGCUCAACUAUAGCCUUUUGAUUGGUUCUUCAAAAUCUUCCGACCUCCGAUGCUCUCCAAAAGCUGCCCAAAAUUUACCCAAGGCUGGAGGAUGAUGCUUCAACCGGAGUCUUCUCAAGAUGUCGAGGUAAUAUUUCCAGAGUCUUCUCUCGAAAGGUAAACACAUAAUAUCUUCACUCUUUAUUAUAUGGUUUCUUUUCAUUCCAUUAGCGACCCUCGCACAUUCAUCUCUUUACUGCUUUACUCCAAGCCACCACACUUUUUCUCAUCUUGCAAGCUUGGAACUUUCACCUUGAUCUUCAUACUCAAGAAGACAUUACAACACAACUUCAAAUCUCAAUACUGCUAAGGAUAAGAAUGGCACGAACCAAGGGCGCAGCUCGCAGAGACGACGCCGGGCACGAAUUUCGAGAGAAUCAAAAGCGCAAACGCGAACUAGCAGAGGGUGCCUCAAGAGACAAAGGAAAUUUCCCCUCCAUCUUUCAAGAACAAGAUCGGCCCUCGAAAAAAGCAAGAGCAGCUACAACCAUUCCCAAAAUAUCUUCUCACCAAUCCUCCUCUGCUGCACCCGGCACUCAAGAUCGAGCACACAAUGACCCUUCCUCUUCCACCCCAGUCACCACAGCACCCUCCAAGCUCGGAGGGCAGCGUCAAAUCCCCGCCCCUCAUGAUCUAACCCACACCCACCGAACAACCGAAUUAUCUAUUCUUUCCUCCUCGCAGAUCCAAAAGAAAGCCUCGCGUAUCCUCUCGAUCCUUAGUACCUUUUCCUUCUCGGAUCCAGCGCCCCAUGUCGUGCUUUUAUCUGCCAAAGCCCCUGUUGCAGGCAAGCUCAUAACUAUUGCAGAGAUAGCUAAGCGGGAAUUGGCAAAGACUGGCGCGAAAUGGUUUCAAUAUAAUGUUGUUGGAGAAUUGACUGCUACGAUCUCGAGUAAUAAUGCUGAAGUCGAGAAGACUGGAGAUGAGAAAGAUGGAGAUACAGAGAUGAAGGACGGAGAAGAAGAAGAGGAAGCUUUUGAAACCAUGAAAACUCCAUUUGAGAGAGUACUCGAGGCAGAAGAUAGACCUAAGAUUCGAGCUGUGCCUACUUUUACUCUCUAUCUAUCUCGAGUUAGGAUUGAAAGUCUGAGGAAGAUGUAUGGAGAGCAAACUAAUGCUUUGACUUGACCGAGUUCAUCGCAUGGCUAGAAAAGAGAAAAGGUGUAUUAUAUAUACUAUGAGCAAAUGGAUGCAACGUAAUUGAAAAGGAACUUGGCGUUUUAUGGACCCGGGAGGAAAUAUUCAUAGAUGGAGAUACCCCAAUACUUGCUUUCAAGGGUAGCAAGAUGAUAGUGAUAUCAGCGGGGAUGCAUACAAUCAGUGCACGCUCAGCGAUGCACCAACACAUGAGAUAGAAGCUUUAGCCCAGCCUGCUAAUUCAAACCCAAAAAUAUACACACAUAUAUAUGACA